AGGGGAGGAUGGGGAUUUCGGUCAAGAGAGUGGUCGAAGUCCUGGUAUCUCUCUUUCUCUCUAGCGUCGCGAUCCGUGUCGAGGGUGUGGUGUCGUUGUGAUUUUCAGCAGUCAAGAUGACGACGAGACUGAAAAAGAAUCGUAAGAAGAGAGGACAUGUAAGUGCUGGUCACGGAAGGGUUGGCAAGCAUAGGAAGCAUCCUGGAGGUCGUGGUAAUGCCGGAGGUAUGCACCACCACCGAAUAUUGUUCGACAAAUGGCAUCCUGGUUACUUCGGGAAGGUCGGUAUGAGAUAUUUCCACAAGACUAUGAACAAGUUCCACUGCCCCAUCGUGAACGUCGACAAGUUGUGGUCUUUGGUGCCCGAGGAUGUGAAGGCAAAGGCUAACGGCGAAUCCGCCGCUCCAUUGUUGGAUGUAACUCAACACGGAUACUUCAAGGUGCUCGGAAAGGGAGGUCUUCCUACUCAGCCUAUGGUCGUCAAGGCCAAGUUUUUCUCGAAGCUCGCCGAGAAGAAGAUCAAGGACGCCGGUGGUGCCGUCAUUUUGACUGCCUAGAAAGCCUGGAAGCCAGCUUAACUGAUUACAAGCAGGUAGCAGCCCCGGAGCUCAAAUUUCAGUGGGGUUGAAGAUAUGUAGACAUACAGGUCAAUUGAAAGUUUGCUUGUUCGAGGACGAAUUCUCAAUCGAGGUUAUUCGAACAGGUCAUUAAUUUCCAUCUCACCAGCUCACGCUGCUUUCUUGAUCCUCUGUAUGCCUGCUGAAUUAAAUGAAACUAUAUCAUAUGGAUCCAAAAGUAGACCCAUUUCGAUCUUCAGUC
This is a messenger RNA of Marchantia polymorpha subsp. ruderalis, 819 nucleotides long. NCBI's taxonomy places the organism in Eukaryota, Viridiplantae, Streptophyta, Marchantiopsida, Marchantiales, Marchantiaceae. The record is from the annotation of a GenBank genome assembly.